Messenger RNA from Anastrepha obliqua, 1568 nucleotides. RefSeq lists its product as uncharacterized. The transcript has a single exon. The coding region runs from base 11 to 1003 and encodes 330 amino acids. The record is from RefSeq and is a predicted model, not a curated record. NCBI's taxonomy places the organism in Eukaryota, Metazoa, Arthropoda, Insecta, Diptera, Tephritidae.
UAAACGAUAUAUGAGAUUAGCAAAAGAACGUUCACGUGAGCGUGAAAUGGAUAGCGAAUUGAAUAAAUUGUCUUUGCCCGGUUUGCCGCCACUGCCAAAAAGUCUGAGCACAGCAGCUGCAGGCGUUUCGUCGACAGCCUCAUCAGCAACGCACUCGAAUACUGCAUCACCGCUAAACCACCAUCACCAUGCAUUACACGGUGUUGAAAGUGUUGAGCUCUUUUUGGGGCCCUCAACUUCGGCGGCAGCUACACGUAACCACUACCGGCACGGCAGCUUGUCAUCGACGCAGGAGUCGUUGAGCGAUCGCGAAAGUCUGCACAGUCGCGCCUCUUCAUCGCACAGCAGCCAUCAUACGCCUACAAACACACAUACCGAUAACGGCGGCACAUCAAUUUCAACUGGUUUAGGCAGCGGCAGCGGAAGUAGCAGUACAAGCACACUAGACACACAACUAGCCAUACUGCGGCGUGAAAUGUAUGGUCUGCGACAGUUGGAUCUUUCCCUACUCUCACAAUUGUGGGCACUAAAUGAAUCGAUUCAGGGAUUUCGUGUAUUCUUACAAGAACAGGAGGCGCUUUCACCGCCAUCACCCUCACCCACGCCAUCAGACACGAAUUCGCUUACAUCUGAGGCCGAAGAGGAAUCAUACUCUGCGCAGCCUAUAAAACUUGCACAUCCCAUUGUUGUGCCAGCAGCACUACCACCAGGUGGCUCGAUAACGUCGCACGCUUCAACGAGUUCUGCAUCCGGUACUUCGGGCUCCUCAUCGGCUACCUCCUCGAUGGGCAAACAUGGCGGCGGCGGCGGUAUGCCAUUGCCGCCUGCACCACAAAAAACACAUCCUCAGCUGCCACGCAUAUUGCAGCAGCGCAUGCGGCGGGCACCACCGCCACCGCCACCAACAACGCGUCCCAAACUGGGUAAGGACAACAUGUCGGCGGCGAGCAAUGCUGCUGUGGUAGCAGCAACGACAACACCUGUGCCGCAAAGACCUCUAUGACAAAACCCAUUCUUGGACUAAACACACACACAUAUACCCACCAUAGAUAACGGCGUAUAUCUUGGAAGUGUGCGAUGCUUGGUCCAAGAAUGUAGCGAACACAACUUAUAUUUGAAAGAAAUGAGCGGGGACGCGCUCAUAAGACAACGCGUUUUGGAGUGGAGUAUAGCGCAACGGCGCCUGUUAAGCGUCUACUUGGAAGUAGUCGUGGGGUAAUCGAAGAGGCGAAUGUUGUCAAUUAUGUAUUGCAAUUGUAAUGCGAUUGAAGAAGAAGCACGACAAGUAGAACUUAGUUGAGGGUGGAGCGCAAUUAUGAAUAAAUAAUCAAAACAUAUUCAGAGGAUUUACGACUUGCCAUUUUGCGAACCAUUUUGGAAGUGUAUUUAGCAUGCAUGCAAACGGUAGUCAGCAUGCCCAAUAAAAUUGGAACAUUUUUGGCUUUUAAGUUUACUGAUUGUGGCGCGGCAUAUUUAGUGCGUUCCAAGCGAUUGUAUGUAGUUUGUAAGCGCGUAAGUUAAUCAAAAAAAAAAAAAAAACAGAAAACAAAAACACAAAUAAAUAACAA